Molecule: messenger RNA, 2486 nt
Organism: Suillus discolor
Lineage: Eukaryota; Fungi; Basidiomycota; Agaricomycetes; Boletales; Suillaceae
Product: OPT oligopeptide transporter protein-domain-containing protein
Exons: 22
Coding region: 104-2416 (770 amino acids)
Biological process (GO): transmembrane transport
Molecular function (GO): oligopeptide transmembrane transporter activity
Source: RefSeq, a predicted model, not a curated record
CCCCACUAGGUUUGUUUGUUUAUUUUGAGGCAUAUUUACGUAUCGAUGAAUAUCAGCCAUUCCACCUUGGUCUACCUAGGCAUCCCGUACCCUCUCUCUAGUCAUGGCUACUACGGAAAGGAUUACCAGUGUCACUGACGAGAAAUCCUUCCACGUGGAGGAGAAACCUCACUGCGUCAAGGGGGAUAUUGAGACCUCCACCGGAGAAGACACAGACGAGAUUGUUGUCCUUGAGAACGAGCGAGAUAUUGCAACGCACGUCAUUUCCGUGGACGACGAUCCUAAUCUGAACCCUUGGACCUUUCGAGCUUUCUUCAUCGGCCUUGGCCUUUCUGCCUUUGGUGGUUCGCUGGCCCAGAUUUAUUACUUUAAACCUGCCUCAUUCUGGUUGACACUCCAGCAAACCAUCCUUGUAUCUCUGAUGUUCCUCGGCAUCAUAUCCUAUGUGAUUGGCCUUGCGAUGGAAACAUUCAUUCCCCGCCAUGGAUUGUUCCGAUACCUGAAUCCAGGGCCCUUCAAUAAGAAGGAGAAUGCGUUCAUUAUCAUCAUGGCCAGUGCAGCCGCGAACUCUGCAUUGGGUACGGAAGUCCUCGCCGUCCAACGUUUGUAUUAUAACAUCGUACCGAACACUGGCUCAUCAAUCAUUUUGUUGUUCUCUUCUCAACUGCUCGGCUAUGGGAUAGGGGGUCUGAUGCGAGGGAUCCUCCUCUAUCCAUCGAAGAUGUUGUACCCCGACGUUCUCCCGUUGGUCUCCAUGCUCGACGCUUUCUAUCGCGAUGGCAUCGAAGCCCGUCGAAAGCUCAAGGUCUUCUAUUUCGUUUUUACUGCAAUCUUUAUAUGGGAGAUUUUUCCCGAAUGGAUAUUCCCACUGCUUACCGGUCUCUCGAUAUUCUGCCUCGCCGCUCCUAACAAUGCUGUUGUCUCUCGUGUGUUUGGUGGUUCCAAUGGAAACGAGGGCCUCGGUUUAUUGUCCCUGUGCUUCGACUGGCAGUACAUCUCGGGUGGUUUGAACCCGAUGACUAUCCCACUGAAAGCUCAGCUCUCCAGCUUUAUUGGUUAUCUUCUCUGCAUAGUUGUCUUUGUCGCCGUAUUCUACAACAAUAUUUGGAAAUCUCAGAACUUCCCGUUUUUGGCGCAGCUCCUCUUUUACGAGAACGGGACUGUCUACAACCAGACUUUGAUUAUGGAUUCCAACUAUGAGGUGGAUCCUGCCUUAGUGGCAGCACAGGGACUGCCAUUCUACGCCGGCACCUGGGUUGUUAACCUGCUGACAACCAAUCUCUCAUUGGGUGCAACGUUCACUCACUUACUCCUGUGGAAUAAACAUGACCUUCGUGCAGCCUGGAGUUGGAUCAACAUGAACACAUUGAGGAGUUGGCGUGCUAAUUUCGAUUGGAAGUUCUGGAAACACGGUGGAAAAAGGGAAGUCCCCACUAACACUGGGGACCUCGACCCGCAUUACCGGGAGAUGCUGAAGUAUCCAGAUGCUCCGAAUAGUUGGUACUUCUUGACGUUCGUUCUCUCCUUCAUUCUUGGAUUGGUCGUCAUAUACAAGACAGAUUCCACGCUUCCCUGGUGGGGCUUUAUUAUCGCAGUACUCUUGGCCGUUGUGUCUAUCUUGUUCUUCACCGCGUUGUACGCUAUCACAGGCAUUACGCUUUCCAUCCAAACCCUAGUCCAGAUGAUUGCUGGCUACCUACAGACCGGACGACCCAUGGCGAAUAUGUUCUUUGUUCUUUACAGCUAUAAUACCGUGUCUCAAGCAAUGCUGCUACUACGCGAUCUGAAGAUCGCUCAAUACGCCAAGCUGCCUCCCCGCGCUGCAUUCACAGCACAGAUCCUUGGCACCUUACUCGGCGCUGUUCUCAACUAUGAAUUGAUGAAUUCCAUCAUCGACAAUCAACGCGAAAUCCUGUUGUCUGUACAAGGAACAAAUAUCUGGUCUGGCCAGCAACCUCAAGCAUACAACUCGCAAGCCAUUGCGUGGGGUGGCCUUGCUCAUGAACUCUUUUCAUCUGGUCAAAGGUACCAGUGGGUUCCUUUAUCCUAUAUCAUUGGCCUGGUUGUGCCUCUUCCUUUCUGGAUCAUUCACCGUUACUGGCCGAAACUGCGCAUGGAUUACUAUUACACCCCUAUCAUCUGUGCGUACAUGGCAUGCCUUUCUGUUGGAAUAAACUCCUCGGCUUUGUCGUAUUACACGAUCGCGUUCUUGUCUCAGUGGUGGCUUCGUACUAGGUACCCGCGUUGGUUCAAGGAAUACAACUAUCUGGUCGGUGCAGCCCUUGAUGGUGGAACGCAGGUCAUGAUAUUCAUUCUCUCCUUUGCGGUUCAAGGGGCUGCUGGAACAUCAUACCUUUUCCCAGAAUGGUGGGGUGCAGACCAAAAUGGAAACUACGACCACUGCUUGUAUCUCUAAAUACCACGCUCUUAGUCUAUUACAUCAGGUUGAUGUGUUUUUGCAAUCAAAGAAUACGGGGCAAUUGGGC